Molecule: messenger RNA, 6022 nt
Organism: Daphnia pulicaria
Lineage: Eukaryota; Metazoa; Arthropoda; Branchiopoda; Diplostraca; Daphniidae
Product: dual oxidase-like
Exons: 9
Coding region: 318-4892 (1524 amino acids)
Biological process (GO): response to oxidative stress; superoxide anion generation; defense response
Cellular component (GO): plasma membrane; NADPH oxidase complex
Molecular function (GO): peroxidase activity; superoxide-generating NAD(P)H oxidase activity; heme binding
Source: RefSeq, a predicted model, not a curated record
AGUUGUGUUUUCGUGUUCAGUUGCGAACGGUUAUCGAUACCGUCGAGACUGUCAUACAGUCUGCUCCCACAGCUGUUUUAUUUCAAGAAAAGAUCCAUGAAUCAAUUAUUUGCAAGUGUGAGUGUUUCUACGAGCUUGCCCUGAUUGACGUGUUUUCUUGCUCCUUUUGUCUGUUUUGUUAUUUAUUUUUUUGGGGGGUUACGAAACAUCCUGACUCAACAUUGACAAGAAAAGCCAAUCAUAGGAAGGAAAAGUUAGCGAUAGCGUGUCGGACUAGUAAUCGGUCAAGCAGUGAUCGAGGUCUCCCCGUUCACGCCAUGGAUUGUACAGCAGACCGCGGAAGAUCAACACCUCGCACCGAUAAGUGGCCUAGACAAUGCACGACCAUCGUAACAAAGGGCACGAUCAUGUGGUUGGUUUAUGGAUUACUCAUGGUUCUUCCCUUCUCCCAAUUUGUAGGACAGACACGUGCAGAACGGAUUAAGGGCACCUACGAAAAACCACGAUACGAUGGAUGGUAUAACAACUUGGCUCAUCCAAAUUGGGGAUCAGUGGACAGUCACUUGACGCGCAAAGUCCCAGCUACCUACGCUGACGGUGUCUACAUGAUGGGAGGAGUGAAUCGGCCCAAUGCAAGGAAACUCAGUGAACUCUUCAUGAAAGGUCCCGAUGGACUCGGCUCUGUCAUGAAUCGCACCGCUCUUUUCGCUUUCUUCGGACAAAUGGUAUCUUCGGAGAUUCUGAUGGCCAGCGAGUCGGGUUGCCCAAUUGAGAUGCACAAAAUAGAUAUCGAAAAGUGUGACGAGAUGUAUGACGCAGAAUGCACAGGAAAGAAAUUCAUGCCAUUUCACCGUGCCUGGUACGACCACAAAACAGGACAAAGCCCAAACAGCCCCCGGGAACAGAUCAAUCGGAUGACCAGCUGGAUUGAUGGCAGUUUUAUCUACAGCACAAGUGAGGCCUGGGUGAACGCCAUGCGAUCAUUCAAAAACGGAACUUUUAAAUCGGGCGAUUCGGAAGGAAUGCCCCCACGAAACAAGGAUCGCGUACCUAUUUUCACUGCUCCUGCUCCGCACAUAAUGCGCAUGGCCAGUCCCGAAAAAAUGCUUCUACUCGGAGAUCCCCGGACCAAUCAGAACCCUGCAAUUCUUGCUAUUGGCGUAGUCUUUUUCCGUUUCCAUAAUGUGGUUGCUGGUAGAAUUCAAGAAGAACAUCCGGAAUGGUCGGAUGAAGAAGUCUUCCAAAGGGCUCGUCGUGUAGUGGUGGCAACAUUGCAAAACAUUGUCGUGUACGAAUAUUUGCCGGCCCUGAUUGGUGAAUCUCUCGGCGAAUACGAAGGCUACAAAGCCGAUGUACACCCUGGAAUCAGCCAUGUGUUCCAGAGCGCUGCCUUCCGCUUCGGUCACACGAUGAUCCCUCCCGGCCUCUACAGACGUGACGGCCAAUGCAAUUUCAGGUUGGGACCAAACGAGACGCCAGCCAUUCGACUUUGCUCGGCCUGGUGGGACGCUGUCGAAAUUUUGGUCAACAAUUCCGUCGAAGAAUUCAUCCUGGGCAUGGCCUCGCAGCUGGCCGAACGAGAGGACAGUUUACUCUGCUCCGACGUCCGCAACAAGCUCUUUGGACCGAUGGAAUUUUCCCGUCGCGAUCUAGGAGUCCUCAACAUCAUGCGCGGUCGAGAUACCGGCCUGCCGGACUACAACACGGCCCGCCGUAGCUUCCGCCUGAGCCCCAUCACCAACUGGACCGACAUUAAUCCGGCGCUAGCCGUUCAACAGCCUCAACUCUUCCCAAAGCUGGCCGAGCUCUAUGGAAACGAUUUGGGGAAUGUCGACGUCUACAUCGGAGGAAUGUUGGAGUCAACCAACGGACCUGGUCCACUUUUCACGGCCGUCAUCAAGGAACAGCUGGGUCGAAUUCGCGACGCUGAUCGCUUUUGGUUCGAAAACAGCGAAAACGGCAUGUUUACGGCCAGCGAAAUCGAGGAGAUCCGCCAAACGACAUUUUACGACGUGAUUCUCAGCACGUUGAACAUCAGUGAAGGGGAGAUCCAGCGGAAUGUGUUCUUCUUCCGCGAUGGCGACCCGUGCCCUCAACCGACUCAGCUCAACGCUUCGCUGUUGACCCCCUGCAACUUCUUGUCUGGCUACGACUACUUUGCGGGCAGCGAAGUGCCCUACAUCUACGGCUGUCUCCUCUUGGCUUUCGUGCCGAUUAUCGCCGCAGGCGCUGGCUACGGCGUCGUGAAAUUGCAGAAUUCCAAGCGUCGCAAGCUCAAGGCCCGUCACGAAGAGAACAACAACGGCAAAUCGGUGGACAAGAUGGUCGUCAAGGAGUGGCUGCAUUUGAACCACAAGCGACUGGUGAAGGUGAAAUUCGGUCCCGAGGAGGCGUUUUACACGGUGAACCGCAAAGGUGAAAAGCUGCGCAAGGUCAACUUUAAAGGCGUCGAAUCGCUGACGAUUGAAGUCACGCAAGACGCCCGCAAGAAGCCGAUGAUGUUGGUGCGCGUGCCGCGCGACUACGACCUCGUCCUGGAAUUCGACUCGAACGCGUCGCGCAAGCGCUUCCUCCACAAGUUGGAGACGUUCCUGACCAGCCACAAGAAGCACCUGGAACAGAUUCCCACCUACCGCGAGCAGAUGCUGUCCAACGCUGAGACGCGGGAGCGCCGAGAGAAGCGGCUGGAACAUUUCUUCCGCGAGGCUUACGCUCUGACUUUUGGUCUCAAGCCGGGCGAGAAGCGCAAAAUGGAGGAGGUGACGGGCGAUGUCAUCAUGGUCAUGCGAACGUCUCUGUCACGCAGCGAAUUCGCCAGCGCUCUGGGCAUGAAGGGCGACGACGUCUUCGUGAAAAUGAUGUUCAACAUUGUCGACAAGGACGGCGACGGCCGCAUCUCGUUCCAGGAAUUUCUCGACACCGUCGUCCUCUUCUCCAAGGGCCGCACCGAGGACAAGUUGCACAUCAUUUUCGACAUGUGCGACAACGAUCGCAAUGGCGUCAUCGACAAAGGUGAACUUUCUGAGAUGUUGCGCUCGUUGGUCGAGAUUGCGCGUACCAACAACAGCCUGAACGACGACCAGGUGACGGAAUUGAUUGACGGCAUGUUCCAGUCUGCCGGCCUGGAACACAAAGACGCUUUGACCUACGAAGAUUUCAAGCUGAUGAUGCGCGAGUACCGCGGUGACUUUAUCGCCAUUGGACUCGACUGCAAAGGCGCCAAGCAGAACUUUUUGGACACGUCGACCAACGUGGCCCGUAUGACCAGCUUCCACAUCGACGCCGUCCAGGAGCGCCACCGCAACACGAUCCUGCGCAAGUGGGACGAGCUGACCACUUUCCUGGAGGGCAAUCGCCAGAACAUUUUCUACCUGUUCGUCUUCUACGUCGUGACGAUCGCCCUUUUCGUCGACCGAUUCAUCCACUACUCGUUCAUGUCCGAGCACACGGAUCUGCGUCACAUCAUGGGCGUCGGCAUCGCCAUCACGCGUGGCUCAGCCGCGGCCCUUUCCUUCUGCUACAGCCUCUUGUUGUUGUCCAUGUCCCGCAACUUGUUGACCAAACUCAAAGAGUUCUCGGUGCAGCAAUACAUUCCACUGGAUUCUCACAUUCAGUUCCACAAGAUUUGCGCCUUGACGGCCUUCUUCUUUUCGAUGCUGCACACGGUCGGUCACAUCGUCAACUUUUACCACGUCUCGACGCAACCCAUUGAACAUUUGCGCUGUCUCUCCAAGGAAAUCAGCUUGCCCAGCGACUACAAGCCCACCAUCACCUACUGGCUGUUCCAGACUCUGACGGGACUGACGGGCGUGCUCCUCUUUAUCGUUGUGAUCAUCAUCUUUGUCUUUGCUCAUCCCAUCAUUCGCAAAAAGGCCUACAACUUUUUCUGGAUGACUCACAGUUUAUACAUUGUCCUUUACAUCCUGUCCAUCUUGCACGGACUCGGCCGACUGACGGCCUCGCCCAGCUUCUGGAUCUUCCUCAUCGGACCGGCCAUCGUCUACACCCUGGACAAGAUUAUCAGUUUGCGCACCAAGUUUAUGGGCCUGGACAUUAUCGAAACGGUCCUCCUGCCGUCCGACGUCCUCAAGGUGAAAUUCUACCGCCCACCCAAUUUCAAGUAUCUUUCCGGCCAGUGGAUCCGUCUCUCGUGCACCGGAGUCAAGCCUGAAGAGUUCCACUCAUUCACGCUCACAUCGGCUCCCCACGAAAACUUUUUAUCCUGCCACAUCAAGGCGCAGGGACCUUGGACGUGGAAGCUGCGCAAUUACUUCGACCCAAGCAAUUUCAACCCGAAAGAGAUGGACCCUAAAAUCCAACUGGACGGUCCAUUCGGUGGCGGUAAUCAGGACUGGUACAAGUUUGAAGUCGCCGUCAUGGUAGGUGGAGGUAUCGGAGUCACGCCCUACGCUUCCAUCCUCAACGAUUUGGUCUUUGGCACGUCAACCAACCGCUACUCCGGCGUCGCCUGCAAGAAGGUCUACUUCCUGUGGACUUGCCCGUCGCACCGCCACUUUGAGUGGUUCAUCGACGUCCUGAGAGACGUCGAGCGCAAGGACGUGACCAACGUGCUGGAGAUGCACAUCUUCAUCACUCAGUUCUUCCAUAAAUUCGAUUUGCGCACGACGAUGCUCUACAUUUGCGAGAACCACUUCCAGCGCAUCUCCAAGCGCAGCAUGUUCACCGGGCUGAAGGCGGUCAACCAUUUUGGUCGACCGGACAUGACCUCCUUCCUCAAGUUCGUUCAGAAGAAGCACAGUUACGUCAGCAAGAUCGGUGUCUUCAGUUGCGGUCCGCGACCCUUGACCAAGUCCAUCAUGAGCGCUUGCGAGGAAGUGAAUCAGGGUCGCAAGCUGCCCUAUUUCAUUCACCAUUUCGAGAAUUUCGGUUAAUCACUGUGACGAAUAACCCUUGUCGUAAACUGCGUCGUGUACGUUUUGUUAUAGAAGAGGCCCUAUAUCAUCGCGCUGUCGUGUCAUUUAAUCGUUUUUCUUUUUCUUGUUCCUCAACAGUUUCACAUCACCUCGUUGGUUUUUUUUCAUUUUAUUUUCCGAUUUCUUGGAAUUUUCAUUCUUAUGUCUUCUCAUUAGCGUCGUGCUGCUUUUGUAAUUGAUUGCGUCUUUUUUUUUUGUUCUGGAUUGUCCUGAUGGUGGGACGCACUUGUCAUUUUCCCCCCUUUUGAGCGAUCCCUCGAUUCGCCCGAUCUGUCAUGUUAUACUUGGAAAAUGGAAGACAUAAGGAAGGGUUAUAUAAUAAGUUACUUUUUGAUUUGCAGAGUGCAUUUUCUUGAAUUUUCAGGUAUGAUACUGAUUCGUGAAGCUGAAAUCGCUUCCGCCAACUUGGUAUUAGAAGAAUAGAAUUGAACUCUCACGAUUGCAUUCAGAUUCGAAUGCUAAUUGGUUCAAAUACUGGAAAUGUCGGAUUCACAUAUUUGCCACUUUCAUCUCCUACCUGCGGUAACAGAAUUGCAAUUUUAUCUUUUUUUAAAUGACCCAGCAAGCAACACAAUUGAAAUUCAUUGAAAUAAUUUUUUGGUUGAAAAAGAAAAUUUGUUUGAUAAAAUCUAGGACUAGCGGAUAAGGUUGAAUGCAUUCAAUUGACUACGAGCGGUCUGGAACACCGCCUUGUUUGCAUUUGAAUGAGGGGCGGUUUCGUUCCAGUGUGCUAUAACUGCUAUAUAUCGAGUAUAUAAUCGUUAUCAAUAACGUUCAUAAUUUAUUAAUUUCUAUCUGGCAGAUGGUAGCUAUAGUGUAAGUUUAACGAAAUCUUGAAAGUCGAAAGAAAAUACGAAGUAGUUAUUUAUCAGGUGUGAUUCUGUGAUCGUACACCUAAUGAACUAAAUUUGCCUAUUACUAUAUAUUGAACUGGCAAAAUCGAUCGAGUUGGUUCGUCAUGCCGAUUUUAAGGUCGAUUCAUACGGAGAGGGAAGGGGACGCACUUGGUUGUGGAAUUUUCGAAUCUUAUUUUAGUAGACUGUCGGUGAUUUUAGAUUAUCUGUCAAUACAAAGUACUUGAAUCCGUG